UUCUUUCUGCCUGCCUGCAUACCUGCUACGCACCGGCACGCCAUGCUCUCCAUGACACACACUGCUUAAUUUGACAUCUUAUAUUCCCCCGUGCUUACGCCUCGGUGCUUGAAGUGUUUUGCCACAAGUAUCUCGUCCUUCAUCUUAUCUCCUCAUCUUUUGCGACCGAGAGGCGUCUGGUCUUGCUUCCUCCAGGCAACAAUUUAUUGCUUCCCACUUCACACUUUCAUCGCGUCGACAUCUCCAGGCUCCAGCAUACGGACCCUGCGGAAGCUCAGAUGCCCCACCAAGACAACCUUUACUCUGUAGAGGAGUCGGACAAUGAAUCGUUUAGUGACGAAUUAAGCCCCGCAGAUGGAUACUUCAAUCGUGGGGAGAUCUCGGCCCAGGCCAUGGUCCCCGACCCUUCAAUUGAGGAUUCGAAGGAGCCAGAGGCAAAGACGUUGAUCCCCCCGCAUCUCCUGGAAAGCAUGGGAAGAGACUCGAGGAUAUCGCAACACUCGUCGUCGUUACCGUCACAGAGUUACGCGUCAGCGCACUCCGCUGGCACUUCCGUCCCCUCCCACUCUUCAUAUAUACCGACGUCUCCAGUGUCCUCUCGUCGACUUGAUGACUUGUUUCCAAGGCGGCCUGCUUCGAUGAACGGUCCCCCUCCAGCAUACACGCCGUCCCCCGAACCAACAUCCUCCCCCACUCAGGAACCAAGCCAACCAAGCCAACCAAUUCAGCCAAUUCAACCAAUUCAACCUCCACCAAGUCAACCUGUUCAACCAAGUCAACAGAGCCCGCCAAGCCCAAUUACCUACAACACAUUCCCAGAGCAACACCUUGAGCGAGGAUUCCUCCCACGACGAGAGGAGCCAGAGAGCAUGGGAAGUCCAGAAGAAAUACCCAGCGAGUCAACUUCCCUAUCACGGAGUACUAGAAGACGUUCUCCCUGCCGAACUUUCCUUCGGAAGCUGCUCCUGGUUGCGCUUGCCUUUACUGUGACAAGCACUAUCUUGACUGCCAUCUUCGGUGGUUCUAAAUCUGGCCACGACCUAAACCCACCAAAAGACAUGCCGCCAUCUAAUGAUCGGCCGGACGAUGCUGCGGGACCGUACUGUCCCUCGGCUACACAUAACGAAGAUGUGGCUACCUACGAAUUCCCAAUUGGUGCGGACCUGACUAUCGUUCAAAUGACUUAUGAUGGAGAUGACGGAUACCGCACGGUCAACGUGGGAACUGCGGGCGAGAUCCGUUUGAGGCGAAUACCAAAGGAUUCGAGCCAUGGCAACCAGGCAUUCAUCACUGUUGACGCCCGUGUCAGCGACCCCAGUUUAAAGGUGAGGAAGACUUGGAACCACGCAACUAGAGUUUUGCAUGUCAGUACCCCAAAAUAUGCUCGACUUGAUGGCAGAGGCCCGCAUUGCGUCUCUCUCGAGAUUACAGCAUGGUUUCCAGAGGAUGCAGAGUUUACGAGCUUAAUGAUCGAGGCUAUCCAUCUUACCUUGAGGGUGGUGGAAGACAUUAAGAUCAAUGUGAGUGGACAGUCAAUAUUUGGCACCACCACUGGUCAAGUGGCGUUUCCAGAGACCAGCCUUUUGGGGUCGACCACCGAGCUCCCCGCAUUGUCCGAGAUUUCUCCUUCCACGGAUUUGGAUAAGAGUGGUGGCGUUUCGUCGUCUACCGCCCGGGCCAAUCCUCCCUUCUCAUCACGGCGCAUCCUCGUGGAAACCGUGUCGGGCUCAAUUACUGGAUGUUACCCUCUCAUGGACUACCUCGGCCUGUCUUCACAAUCGGGAUCCAUAAAAGUAAAUGUAUUCCCACAGCCCGUCUUGCCUGCUGCGCCAGCGCCAGCAGAACUCGAGGCCCAGACUGCUUCCGGUUCGAUCGAAGUCAAUUUGCCAGUUAGAGGCGCAGUAAAUCCGACUUACGUUCCUCCUCCUCGAAAUUACACCACUCGGGUCCAUUCAAGCGCCGGUAGCAUCAAUGGGUCAUUCUACCUCGGCUCGGUCAGCAAUUUCAAUUCCGUAUCUGGCAGCAUUCACAUCGCCACGAUGCCAGUCCUGCAAGCGGGGAGCGCCAACGUGUCGGGACUCCCGCCAAAUUCGUUCAACACCCAUACCGUCAGUGGAGGUAUUGACAUCGAUGUAUUGGACCCCAUCUUCAUCACUAUGGUACCGUAUGUAGAUGAAAGACCAGAGCGGCGGCCUCAGUCAAAUCCUUACCUUCCCAUCCACGACGAUGAUCCUUACCUCAUUUCCCCCCCAAGCAUGGAGAAGGCGCUAUUCACGGUGGAUGACCCAGAUGCCUUCAAGAAAAAGACGCUACGAAACCUCCAGUCAAGCCAUGGUUCACAAUCCUCAAGUAUCUCCGUUCGCUAUCCUGCCGUAUGGGAAGGCACGUUAUACGCGAAGACGAUGACAGGGAGCAUUAAGGCGGCAGGUCAUGGUCUGCGAAUGAUUCGUGAGAAGAGAGGUUUUGCCUCCAGUGAACUCUUGAUGAGGAAAGGAGUUGAUACGGAUGAUGAUGGCUGUUUUGUUGAGAUGUCAAAUAUUGCUGGGGGCUUGAAUUUCCUUGUUGGGUCCCCUGUUUGAUCAAAUAUGAUUAAUGCCUUCGCUUGAUGGCGUUCGGUAUACACGAAAGGCAAGGAAUUUGGCGUUUUGGGUCUGGUCUGAAGUACAAAACAAACAGUACAGCGAAUUUACAAAAAUAUAU
Molecule: messenger RNA, 2700 nt
Organism: Hyaloscypha bicolor E
Lineage: Eukaryota; Fungi; Ascomycota; Leotiomycetes; Helotiales; Hyaloscyphaceae
Exons: 2
Coding region: 279-2579 (766 amino acids)
Source: RefSeq, a predicted model, not a curated record